GACAACACUGAUCUGAGAACAGCUUAUCCUGCUGUUUGCGUCACACAGGAAGAGGAAGUGAGUGAGUAUUUGAGAUUAAGGAUGGACACAGAGCUACAGAACGUAGCUUUUAUUUACAUGAAGUACAGCUAAAGGCAAUGUACGGGUUUUCCCAGCUAAUGUGAUUGUGAUCUGAAAGACAGACUGCCAUUAUUACCAAGGGUUGAAGGCCUAGAUUGGAGACAUUGUCCACAUGAUGUUGGACCACUCCGAUGUGAGUUUGACCCCAGAGGAGCGGGUGCGGGCCUUGACGAAGAAGGGCAGCACGGUGGACAUGAACGAAGCCGUGCCCGUCCGCAGAUACUUCCGCUCGGGCAUGGAGAUGAUCCGCAUGGCCCACGUGUACGGCGAGGAGGGCAACACAGAGCACGCCUUUGUCCUCUACAACAAAUACAUCACGCUUUUCAUUGAAAAGCUUCCUAAGCAUCCAGAAUAUAAGCUGUCUAAUAUUCCUGAGAAGAAGGAGACGUUAAGGAAGCUGAAGGAGACGGCUUUCCCUCAAGCAGAGCUGCUGAAGAAACAUUUACUGAGAAGAUAUGAGAGAGAGUAUGCAGAGUACAUCAACAAAAAGCGUGCGGAAGCACAAGCACUGGAGCGCGAGUUGUCUCGGCAGCGAGAGCUGGAGGCGGAGCGGCAGCGUGUGGCGGACAUGCAGAGGAGGCAGCUGGAGCAGGAGCAGUUCAGCAUGUUCGAGGAGAUGAUCCGGCAGAAGGACCGUCAACAGCGUGUCCACGAGUUCAACUCGCCAGCGUCCCCACAGGACGACACGCUGCUCAUUCCUGGGAUCCAGGGUCCACCGCUGCCCUACCUAGAGUCCCCCACUCCCCCUCAGAGUCCGCACUACCCCUCGGCCAAUCACAGCACUCCGUCAGCUCCCAGCCCGGCUGCUCCCCCGACCUUUGACCGCUCACUUAAACCGGGUCACCUCAGCACCAACACUACAAUGGUUGAUGGUUUACGGCACAUUGCUGUUCCCGCUGAGCUUUGUGGCAAAUUUCUGCGACUAGCCAAUAACAACACCAUAAGAGCAGUGGAGACCUGUGGGAUACUCUGUGGGAGACUGAAUAGGAACGCGUUCACGGUGACACAUGUGAUCGUGCCGAAACAGUGUGGCGGUCCAGAUUACUGUGACACAGAGAAUGAAGAGGAGCUGUUUCUGGUGCAGGACCAGCACAACCUCAUCACCCUGGGCUGGAUACAUACGCACCCGACUCAGACCGCCUUCCUGUCCAGCGUUGACCUGCACACCCACUGCUCAUACCAGAUGAUGCUGCCGGAGUCCAUCGCCAUCGUCUGCUCUCCCAAAUUCAACGAGACCGGCUACUUCAGACUGACAGACUAUGGCCUGGAGGAGAUCUCAACCUGCACGCAGAAAGGCUUUCAUCCUCACCCCAAAGAGCCUCCUCUUUUUACGGGCGGCAGCCACAUUAUAAUCACAGAAGGCACUGUAUCGAUGCUUGACCUUCGAUGAGCCCUCUCUGGUGUUUACACAGCGGUACCAAGAAGCUUAUUUUUCUUACUUUUUAACAGCUUUCAGUGGUGGUGGGAUUUCUUGAAGAGACGGACAUUUGCCUACAACAAGCACUUUUUGGAAACUAUGAACACACAUCCGUUGGGAGCUCAGGAAUACAAACUCCUCCACAGGACUGCAGCUCAUACAUGUUUCAGUUUGCUUUGUCUUAAUGAUCUAGUGAGCAGUAAGCUAAUGUUUUGUGGUUAUUUAUGCUCUGAUCAUACACACUAACAUAUCUCAUCUGUUGAAACCACAUUAAAGCAAAGGGUUUUUUAAACUACUGAGUAUCUUUGGGAGCAGCUGAACGGGUCAGUCCUGUCAUGAACGCAGCAAUAUCACUUUAAAUAUUUUCUAAAAACAACUUUUUGAUAACAAUAAUUAGUCCAUGAUGAUGUUGAAUUUUUGCUUUUGAUUGGUUCACAGACUUUCUGAGGGGCCGUUCACACAGAAUGCGUUUUAACAUUUAAAAAUUCAAGAUGCAGGGCAGUGGAAUGAAAAAAAUUAGUAAGGUCUAUAGACGGGAUUUUAAAGUCAAACUUGAGCCAUGUUUUUAGAAUGUCAUUGUCAUGUGUGAGAUGCUACAAAAGACACAUUUUUGCAUUUAAAAAUGCAAGAUGCAAAGUCAGUGGAAUGAAAAAAAUGCAAGGUAUAGGAAGGUAUUGAAUUACUUUUAACUUGACAGUUGACAAAAAUGUGGCUCAUGCAUGAGACGUUUACUUUUAAUUUGGGCUGCAUUUUCAGAACACUUUAUCGUGUGCAAGAUGCUGAAAAAGACGAGCACAGCGGUCAAAGGGGUGAUUUGCACUAAAUAAAUUUUGUUUAAAUGUACAUCAUGUAACUUUUUUUGCUCAAAAUUAACAAAUUUUAAUUUGUCAAUACAUUAUCAAUCCUUCCAAAAUGUGUUUUUGUCUUACACUUAGGCUUUCCAUGGUGAAUCAGAGUAAGUGUAUUUUAGACCUAGCGGGAUGGUUUUUGUGGGAAAUUGCGUAUAUGCAUCACUCGCCAGUGUGUCUUGUCAUAUCCCUAAAUAGAGAGACGUUUCUCCAGUUGCAUUGUCGUGUGUCUGGUGUGGGAGUGGCAGAGGUUAGUUGUCACAACGAGAGAGAAAAAUUGUCUGCUGGUAAAAGGAAAAGGAGACAUAGAUCGUAAUAAAACAAGAAUCAACAUUGGCUUGGCUUUUCAGAGAUGACGAGAACUGAGGGAUUUGAAAUGUAAAAGCAAUGCAGAGAUGAUGCUGUUUUUAUCACUCAAUGGAUAAAUUGUCAUUAGAAAGUUGUAAAGCAUCAUCUAUUGCGAAAGCUCAUAUUUAUCAGUUACGCAGACCUGAAGCACAAACAAAAUGUUCUUCCGCAAAAUGCAUGCAGUUUUGUUUUUUAACCGCUAGAGGGCCAAAAGUUACAUGGUGUACUUUGAAACAUUGAAAAACUUUGUCUAACGCUGCGUUUUUAUAAUAAUGUAUAAUGUGCAAGAAUCUGAAAAAGACAAACAAAUGUUGCGUAGAAACGCUCCUACAUUUGAUCUUAUGAUCAUUUCUAGUAAAUGUGUGUAGGCCUCUCUUUCAGAUGUGAAAUCUAUAAAUCGCAAAUGAUCUUGAACUUGCACGCAGCUGAAUGGUAAACAACGCCUAAUUAAUGUCAUUUACAUUUAAAAAUAUCACCAGUCUUCGUCCAAAUCCUUUAAUUCAGAAUAGAGCGCUGUAAGAAUAGCUCAGAUUUCCAAAAACCUGCAGUACUCUGACAAGGAAAAGUGUGCUUAGACCCUGACCCUGACAUGGAGAUAAGCACUUUUCCACGUCAGAGAUUGUUUUUAGAAAUACGAGCGUUGGCAUGAAUUUAAGCAUAUGCACACUCUAAGAUCAAAUCUGUGCAUACACACACACUUUAUAAAUGAGGCUCCCGAUUCUCAACUAACACAUUUUUGUGUUUAAAAACACAAGACUCGGGCAAUAGAAUGGCAAAAAAAGGCAAGGUAUAGAGAUGUUAGUGAUGAUAGUUCAACUAUUUUUAACUCUGGCGUUGUUUUUAGAAUGGCGUCAUUCGUGAGAAGCUGCAAACGAUGGCAUGGUCAAAUGUUCGUCUUUUCGCUUUUUUAUAUAGAAAAACUGGUAAUGUAGCGCAGUGGAAUGACUGAAAACAUUAGUUGUGUGUGAACGGCCCCCUAAAGUUUUGAUCAUCUUUGUGCAAGUUUUAGAUCCAGGUUUGUUUGAUAUGCAAACAGUUUCACAGUUUCAUAUCAGGAAAUGAAGGAAGUAGUUGUUGGGGAACAACCCUGAAAUUUAUUUGCUUUUUUUGUGUAAAUCUUUGUGAUGUAAAUUGUUCUGUUGAAUUGUGAGGAAUUAGCAAAAACACGUUCUGCUUGUGUUUAAUGAAAGAGGCCCAUUAUAUAGAUGUAUCUGUGGUAAAGGUGAUAAAGGCAGAAUGACUGAAGUUGGACCGUGUAAUUAUUAAAACAUUGCACACAUUGUGCAUUAAUUUAAUUAUUCAA
Messenger RNA from Megalobrama amblycephala (Wuchang bream), 4036 nucleotides. It is a transcript of the gene stambpb, whose product is annotated as STAM binding protein b. Gene Ontology annotation, molecular function: protein binding; K63-linked deubiquitinase activity; metal-dependent deubiquitinase activity. The coding region runs from base 233 to 1510 and encodes 425 amino acids. The transcript has 10 exons. NCBI's taxonomy places the organism in Eukaryota, Metazoa, Chordata, Actinopteri, Cypriniformes, Xenocyprididae. Gene Ontology annotation, biological process: protein K63-linked deubiquitination. Gene Ontology annotation, cellular component: cleavage furrow; endosome. The record is from RefSeq and is a predicted model, not a curated record.